Molecule: messenger RNA, 2052 nt
Organism: Henningerozyma blattae CBS 6284
Lineage: Eukaryota; Fungi; Ascomycota; Saccharomycetes; Saccharomycetales; Saccharomycetaceae
Gene: LYS4
Product: homoaconitate hydratase LYS4
Exons: 1
Coding region: 1-2052 (683 amino acids)
Biological process (GO): L-lysine biosynthetic process
Molecular function (GO): homoaconitate hydratase activity; 4 iron, 4 sulfur cluster binding
Source: RefSeq, a predicted model, not a curated record
AUGCGUUUAAUAAGAACAAUACACAGCUGCCCACCGAGGUAUGCACAGAAUUUGAUCGAAAAGAUCGUCCAACGGUACAGUGUUGAUGGGUUGGAAAAACCAGAUGUGGAGUUGCACAGUGGGGAUUAUAUCAAUUUGAAACCCAGUUAUUGUAUGUCGCACGACAACACAUGGCCCAUAGCGUUGAAGUUUCUACAAUUGCAAAGCGAGAAAUUGUAUGACGCGAAUCAGAUUGUUAAUACGAUUGACCACGAUGUUCAAAACAAGUCGGAAGCGAACUUGCAAAAAUACGACAACAUGCGGAAAUUGGCUGGGCGGUUAGGCAGUCAUUUCUAUCCUGCAGGAAGAGGAAUUGGCCAUCAGAUUAUGAUAGAAGAAGGGUUUGCGUUCCCGUACCGGUUGGCGGUGGCCAGUGAUUCACAUUCUCCGAUUUACGGCGGGGUGGGGUGUUUAGGGGUGUCUGUUGUGAGGUCUGAUGCUGCUUGUAUAUGGGCUACGGGGAGGACAUGGUGGAGAAUACCUCCAGUGGCCAAAGUGGAAUUGAAAGGCCAGUUGCCGCGGGGACUUAGUGGGAAAGAUGUGAUCAUAGCGUUGUGUGGUAUUUUCAAGAAGGAUGAAGUGUUGAACCAUGCGAUCGAGUUCACCGGAGAAGGUGUGGGGAGUUUGAGCAUAGAUGAUCGAUUGAGUAUUGCCAACAUGUGUACUGAAUGGGGGGCGUUGGCCGGGUUGUUUCCUGUGGAUAGGCGCACGGUGGAAUACUACCGGGGCCGAUUGGGAGAUGUGGAGGCAAGCCACCCUCGAAUCAACAAAGAGAGUGUGAGUCAAGUUGAGUCUCGAAUGGCGACGAUGGUGGGUGAUGUGGAUGCAAGUUACAACAAGACAUUGCAGAUUGAUUUAUCGCGAUUGACACAUUACGUUGCCGGGCCGAAUUCUGUCAAAGUGAUGGAAUGUGCCGAUAAGUUGUCGCGCCAAGAAAUCGCUGUGAACAAGGCGUAUCUGAUCUCAUGCACGAAUAGUCGAUUAUCCGAUUUGCAGAAUGCAGCUGAGGUGUUCAAACGAUCCGGCCGCCAAGUUGCUUCUGGUGUACAAUUCUAUCUUGCAGCAGCGUCGUCUAUUGUACAAAGACAGGCUGAAUUGGAUGGUAGUUGGAAAGUCUUGGUAGAUGCAGGAGCCAUUGUGUUACCAUCUGGCUGUGGACCAUGUAUUGGUCUUGGGAUGGGGUUGUUGAAAGAAGGAGAGGUUGGAGUUAGUAGUAGCAACCGUAAUUUCAAAGGACGUAUGGGUGAUGUGAAGGCCCGAGCAUAUUUGAGUUCGCCGGCGGUAGUUGCGGCCAGUGCUAUUCUGGGGAAGAUCGGGACACCAGAGGAGGUUUUUGGGGAGCCAAGAGAGAUUUCCGGCGAUCUUUCCGGCGAUCUUUCCGCGGAAUGUGUGGAGAAUGCAAAGUCCGGGAUGCCACCGCAACCGAAAAUGCCGCCACAAGGAGAAGUCAUCGAAGGGUUCCCAGAACGUAUACAAGGCAGGAUUGUGUUCUGCAACAAUGACAAUAUCAACACUGACGGGAUCUACCCGGGCAAGUAUACGUACAACGAGAACAUCACACGCCAAGAGAUGGGCGAGAUAGUCAUGGAGAAUUACGAUACCGAGUUCACCAAGAUAGCACAGGCUGGCGACAUUCUGGUUUCUGGGUACAAUUUUGGCAGUGGGUCUUCACGGGAACAAGCUGCCGUGGCUCUGUUGGCCAAGGGGAUUCCACUGGUGGUUGCUGGCUCGUUUUCCAAUAUUUUCUGCAGAAACGCCAUUAACAAUGUCUUGUUGACGCUGGAUGUGCCUGAGCUGGUGGAAUAUUUGAAGGAGAAAUACAAGGGCGAUGCGAGGUUGACGAUCCGUAGUGAUCUGAAGCUUACGUGGGAUAUUCGCGACGGAGUGGUCGAUAUAAGCGAGAAUGACAAGGUAGUGUUCAGCAAGAAGGUGAAUGCACUGGGUCGGAUAGUGCAAGAGAUUGCCGUGCAGGGUGGAUUGGAAGGCUGGAUCCGUAACGAGAUAGCGAGGUAG